Aspergillus pseudonomiae is the source of this 561-nucleotide messenger RNA. RefSeq lists its product as uncharacterized. The coding region runs from base 86 to 532 and encodes 148 amino acids. The record is from RefSeq and is a predicted model, not a curated record. NCBI's taxonomy places the organism in Eukaryota, Fungi, Ascomycota, Eurotiomycetes, Eurotiales, Aspergillaceae. The transcript has a single exon.
UCCCACCCCUUUGUUUUCCUCCCCACUCAUCUCAUGCUAUUAUAUCCAUUAUUAAGCUGCAGCCUGGAACACGACCUCAGCGAAAAUGAAGUACAUGGUGGACUGGCAUCCUGGGCACCGAGUUCCAAUAGUGGAUGGAAAGUUCAAAAACCCGAAUACAGGUGAAAUAGAAGAAGCCGGAGAAAUUCCCUGUUACUCCGGCCCUCCCUCGGUACAGACAAUCUGGGUUAAUCUUGAUAUUGGGUCAAGCUUUCGGAAAUGUAGUGCCAGCUUUUGCGCUACUAUCGACGAAGUGCUUCUUGCUAUUGCCGAACACGUUAAACAAAAGGCCUAUACAAUCGAAAGUAUCAACGGCAGCCCCUACUCGAUGACAGUUGUUUGCAAGACCAGCAAGUCGCAGGGUGAAAUGUGCGAGUAUUUCAAUCAGAUGCAUCGCGAUCUCGGAAGGGAUGUGUGGGUGUCGCCAGAAGAGGAGGCUAAAUUUCGCUCUUUCGUGGAGGAAGAACAAAAGAAGGACAACCCGAGGUUUUGAGGGAGCGUUCCCUAUGUGUGUGUCAACAG